This is a messenger RNA of Leucoraja erinaceus (little skate), 5018 nucleotides long. RefSeq names its product transcriptional regulator QRICH1-like. The record is from RefSeq and is a predicted model, not a curated record. The coding region runs from base 178 to 2193 and encodes 671 amino acids. Lineage: Eukaryota; Metazoa; Chordata; Chondrichthyes; Rajiformes; Rajidae. The transcript is spliced from 9 exons.
CCCCCCCCCCCUCACCCCUCUCCCGUCGCCGGCCGGCAAUACCCGGGCAAACACACCAGCAGGAAGGUAAAGCGAGCACUAAACGCACACAACAUCCCCAAAACAGCGGGGAAUGUGCGGCAGAGUGAGAGGAGCUGCUCCGCCUGAGUCUCCUGGUGCCAACAGUCGUCACCCAAAAUGAAUCACUCGCUGGAGAAUUCGAUUCCCUAUGAAGAAUAUUUAAGAAUGAAAGCGCGGACAAUACCGCAGCAUCGUAUGAAAGAAUUUUUGGAUUCUGUGAAUGGGAAGGGAUCUGAAGAAGUCCAGCAAUUUGUUCAAACUCCUGUUACAAUGUACCAACAAAGAGGACACUACAUAUACAUGGACAGUGCUGAUGUUGCUGGAUCAUUGCUUGAAUUAUCAAGACCUAUAAGUUCUCCAGUUCAGCAACAUACAGCCCAGGGAUCGCCAAUAGUACAACAACAGAUGCAGUCUCACCCCGUACAGGCACAACAAUCACACCAGCUGGAAAUUCAAACGGAUCACCAGACCCUGCAAGCAAAGCAGAUGCAAGCUCAGUUGCAAUCACAAACAUCUGAGGAGCCACAAUCUGGCAAUAGGGUAAUCAGCUCCUUGGCACAAGAAAGAAGGCCUAGCUCUUCAGGUGUUCCACAGCCUGUGAAGAAAAGGAAAGUUGAUUUGCCAGUUGAAGAAAGCUACACCAUGAAUCAGUCUUUAAUGCAAAAUGCAGUAACGACUGUGCUUACUUUACCAUCUCAGGUCCAGCAGCAAGGUUACAUUCCUGUUCGCCAGGAACUGCUUACAGUGGACAGUAGUCAGUUAUAUAGCGUUGUUCCAGCUACCACCUCGACAUCUGGCCCAUUAUCCAAUGCUGAAUCGUGGACUAUAUAUACAACCCCCACAUCGUGCUCUGAAGGUCAAACUGUACUCCAUACCACAAUUCCUUCUGAUGGCUGUAACCUGGUCCACAUUGAUGAAAUUCCAAUGAACGUGACUGGAAUCAAAAUAGAAGAGGACAAAGACAGGACACUGGCUCUGUCAGAUGCAGGGAAAACCCAACAGGAUAAAAUGAUGCAUCCAUCUGCGACAGCUGCAUUCUCAACACAGUUUGUGAAUGUAAAUGGAAAUCUUCACAUACCUGUUACGAUACAGGCUGGUGGGAGAGCUUAUCAAUCUCUGAAAUACUGGGAUCCACAGCAAGCACAGACUCAAGCAUUGCAUCCCCAAUCGACGGAACAACAAAUUGAAGUGCAGGCUGAUUUAAUGCUGUCUGAUACUCUAAAGCCAGAGGAAGGAGCCACUGUCUGGCAGAACUGGGCUCAAAUAAAGAAUGCAGAAAUAAUGAAAGAAGCUGAAAGUAAACCACCUUUGCCAGGAAGACGCCAGCCAAUGAAAUUCAGAGAAGAUGCACUUUGUGCAACAUUAGUAGAACUCAAUUAUGGACUUUGUUUAAUGACCAAAGAAGCAAGAGAUUCAGAUGGUGCUCCUUAUGAAGCAGACUUGCUGUAUUAUUUCUUUCUUUGUAUUCAAAAGCAUAUGUUUGAAAAUGGAAGAAUAGAUAAUAUUUUUGCAGAUCUCUACUAUUCUAAAUUUACUGAAAGAUUGCAUGAAGUCCUUAAAGAAUGGCAUCCUAAAAUAAGUCUUCUUGGUUAUGUCAUUCCUAGUCGUAUUACCGAGGAGAUGCUAUGGGACUGUAAGCAACUGGGAGCACAUUCUCCAGCGACUCUUUUGUACACGUUGAUGUAUUUCAAUACCAAGUAUUUUAUGCUGAAAACUGUAGAACAACACUCCAAAUUAGCUUUCUCAAAAGUAUUAAAGCAGAUGAAGAAGAAUCCUGGCAAUUCAAAGGAUAAGUGUUCCAGUAUCCGAUAUCUACGACUAUAUGGGCAACAUCAAGCUGGGCAGAAAGUUACGGAAGACAUGUAUGUUGAGCAACUUGAAAAUUCUGAGAAUCCUUUGAGGUGUCCCAUUAAACUCUAUGACUUCUACCUCUUCAAAUGUCCACAGAGUGCUAAAGGACGAAAUGAUGCCUUCUACUUGAAUGCCGAACCAGUGGUUGCGCCAAAUAGUCCAAUAUGGUAUUCAACGCAACCUGUCAGUUAUGAAGCAAUGGAACAAAUGUUGACCAGAAUCCUAAUGAUAAGGGAGGUCCAAGAAGCUUGCGCAAAUACGCAUAUUCCUUCAUUCCAAUGAAAAACUCCCCAAGCUGCAUGAUGAGGGAAGAAAGUGCUUGACAAUAGCAACUCAUAGGAUAUUAUUUUAUGGAAGACAAGUAUCUUGCCUUUUCCUGCGCUCUCAGAAGAUGUUCAUGCACGAUGUGCUUGAGAACUUGUGAAUUAUGAAAAUGGAUGUCGAAAUUUGUAAACCCAGUGGAAAUUUUGGGUGGAUUAUGUUCCAGUUCUAAAAGCCUAACCAGUUCUAUUGUUUCUUUAAACUAUACUGAAAUAUGUAACGGUUUAACUGAACAAACUGUAAAUAAGAGGAAAAUUUAAAAACUAUUUCUAGUUGGUGGUAGUAAAGUUUGCUAAUUAUCUUUAAAUUUAACAAAGCUUUGAAAGUAAAUAUAAAUUAUGUGCAUUCCAAUUUGUGGCAACACAGAUAAUUGUGAUCAUUGUAUAACUUAAUUACUUUGGAUCUAGACUCCAAUUCCGUCUCAACCUGUAUUACUGAUGCUUCCAUGAACAGUCGUCUUUUUAGCAGACUGAUAUGUUCUUUAACAUGUUUUUGUAUGUAAUGUACCUGGUGUACUUCUGUGCCUAAUGUGGAUAUUCCACUACAUAUUUUGAGAAGAAACUUUAUAAAAUAUAAAUAUUGCAUUUGCAUGAACAGAAUUAAACUAGGUUUAAGAAAAAAUGUUGGUUUUAGGUUUUAAACCAUAUCAACUUUACCUCACGAAACCUGUGACAUUAUGGCUUGGUAUCAGACGGGCACAGGAUAAUUUCUUACAGACUAUAGUGUGCUAGGAAGAUUUUGAAUAGUUCGGUUUGGUGGUUUUUACUUUUAUGGGGACAAUUUUUUUUUUUCCAUUUUACUUCAUUUUGAAUCACGGAUUAAAAUAAACACUGUUAUACUCAUGUAGUGCAUACCAGGGUUGUCACAUUAUCUUUGUAAGUUUUUUAAUAUAAAUCAUUCACUAAUUUCGUUGGUCUAGGUAGAAACAAUAAAUUUUGCCUAUAAAAAUAUAACAGCUUAUUGGUUUUGAGUAUGACAUUUUUGUUUUGAAAUCUAAGAAAAUAAGAACCUUUUAAAGGUUGUCUAAAUAUCUCGCAUCCAUUAAUUGGAUUAAAAAAAGACAGAUCGGUAAUUAAAAUUAAUUACUGCUGAUUUAGACAUUCUCGGCAAGUUGUCAAUAUUUUCCUGUAUAAUGGAAUUCUUGGCACAAGAGAAACACUGAUGGAAUUUUUUUUUUAAUAUUUGCAAAAGGACAGUUAAAGCUUUGGUUUGGGGAUGAGUUUGCCUUUUGUUUGAGGUCAAUAUUUGGUCUUAAAUGUUCCAAAUAGGAUUCUGCUUUACUUUUAUGCUGUUUCUAUUGGGUGCAUUUAAUAUUUUGGAUUUAUUUUGUUUUGUUGGCUCUUACAAUCUGUAUGAUUUCAUUCAAGUUAUUAUGUCUAUUUGUCAUUUUUUUCUAGCAUGCAUGUGAACUUUUAUGGCUGUAGAUUUCCAAAACCAUCGGAAGUAUACUUUAAAAUCGAUGGCUUAGUUUAAAAAAAAUGUUAUUGAAUUAAGUUUUCAUUAUAAUGCAUACAUUGAAUGUAAACUUUAAGAACCUCAAUCAUUUCAGUAAUACUUGGCUACUAUACUUUCAUCUAUUGUGCUUUUAAUACCUCUAGUGUUCCCCAAGGAUUCACCACUGGUUCCCCUUUCAUUUGAGUACAGUCAACAACAUUGUACAAGUUGUGGCAAUGAGCAGAAACUUUGUCAUCUCAAACUCUAGAUUACCAAGGCAGAAUCUCCAUCUCUCUACCUGGGAACUGUUUGAAAUUGUGCCAGAUUGUUUGAAACUUUAGUGCCCUGAGAUGCCUUUGAUUAAUAUUUCGAUGUAAUCACCAAGAAUGUCUACUCCGUUAAGUUAUCCUACUCUGGCCUAGUUCAUUAGCUGCAGAGAUCCUCGUUCAUGCUUUUGUUGCUUUUUAUGGUCUUGAUAAUUUUAAUGUCAUCUUGGCUGGGUCUCCCUCCAUCUGCUCGCUGUAAAUUGGAUGUGUGACGGCUGACCAUAUGAUAUCUUGCACCAUAUCCUACCCUCCUAUCCAUUUUAUUAGCACAUUUGUUUCCCCUUUUAGUUACAUGGUUUUGUUAAUGCUGUACUGCUUGGUAAUAGCAUCCUUGUAAAUGAACUCUUAAUAGCAGUUUCAUCAUGUCUUGUAGUGCAUGCUCACUGCCUCUUUCUAAGCUACUACAUGACCAGUUACUAAAAAUGCAGUGUUCAGGGAAAUGAGAAGUUAUGGUAUGUGUUAUUAUUGUUUCGUAAUGUGAUCUUACAGUAUUUUUGCCUUGCCUCUUCAUGGUUUAUGUGUUAACCAACUUUCCUCUGAUUUCAGGGAGCAUUAAAUCCAAUAUUUAGAAGUUAAAAUAUUCUGUUCACUUUAAAGUAUAAUAACUGAGGAAUUUUAGUUUUUGAGACAGUUUGCUAAUCUGCAAACUGUUUGUAUUCAUGGAAUUGUGCCAUUGCAAAUUAAUUUAAGGAGGUUUAUAGUGAAAACUAUUGUGCAAAGGGUAUAGUAAAUGUAUAAAACAGCUUUAAGGCUGAAAUGAACAAAAGCAUUCACAACACUACUUAUUUGAAUACAGGAAAACUAUAGGCAUAAUGUGAUUAUAGGAGGACUAAAUCAAAGUUCAUUUAAUAUUUUGUAGAUUAUGAAUUAUUACUUUGUACUAUGUUGAAAUAUGAUGCUAUACCUGGCAAAUAGAGAACAGCACAUUGCACAAAUGGUAAGAUAUGAAUGUCUGAGCACAUACUAUAACGCAUCAAAAUGUACUGUAUGAAUAUAAAAAAUAAUAAAAAUGUUUCUCUUUCCUCA